AUAAGGAGGGCGGGCGCUAUAGGUAUAGGGAGGGCGGGUACUGUAGGUAUAUGGGGAACGGGUACUGUAGGUAUAUGGGGAACGGGUACUGUAGGUAUAUGGGGAACGGGUACUGUAGGUAUAUGGGGGACGGGUACUGUAGGUAUAUGGAGAACGGGUACUGUAGGGAAUGCGGUCACUCGGCUUGCAAGACGGUACGGUAGCAGUCGAGAAGUUUUCCAUAUUGACGGUCGAUUUCUGUAA
Molecule: messenger RNA, 243 nt
Organism: Anisakis simplex (herring worm)
Lineage: Eukaryota; Metazoa; Nematoda; Chromadorea; Rhabditida; Anisakidae
Source: the annotation of a GenBank genome assembly